Dioscorea cayenensis subsp. rotundata (Guinea yam) is the source of this 1752-nucleotide messenger RNA. RefSeq names its product pectinesterase. The transcript has 3 exons. Gene Ontology annotation, molecular function: pectinesterase activity; pectinesterase inhibitor activity. Gene Ontology annotation, biological process: cell wall modification. The record is from RefSeq and is a predicted model, not a curated record. NCBI's taxonomy places the organism in Eukaryota, Viridiplantae, Streptophyta, Magnoliopsida, Dioscoreales, Dioscoreaceae. The coding region runs from base 1 to 1752 and encodes 583 amino acids.
AUGUAUGCCUUUCAGGACUUCAAUGACUACUCCUAUGAAUCAGAGAAAAGGAAAUCAAGGAAAAAGAAGCUCAUUAUUAUUGGUGUCUCUCUGUUAGCCACCACCCUCAUCGUCACCGCAGGUGUCGUCGGUGCUCUCUUUUACACAACCCAUGAACCGAAGAAAGACGACAACCGUAAUCUCCAUUCGGUGUCAAAGUCCGUCAAGAUGAUGUGCUCGGCCACCGAUUACUCCGGUGUAUGUGAGUCAUCCCUUUCCAAUGCUGUGAACUCAAGUUCUCCGACCCCAGAGGACCUCGUCAAGGCCGCCAUUGCCGUCAUUGCUAAUGAGGCCAAGAAGGCAUUCAGCCGGUCCGAGCUCUUUAAAAGUAAGAACCCAAUGAUAAUAGGAGCCAUUGAGGAUUGCAAGCAAUUGUAUCUAGAUUCUAAAGAAGAGCUUGAGACCUCACUCAAGCACAUUGUCGCCGAUGGGCUCGAGAACCUCCCGAAGAAGUCACACGAUAUUCGAACAUGGCUGAGUGCUGUGAUGUCUUACCAACAGACUUGCAUUGAUGGAUUCCCUGAGGGAGAGUUAAAGACGAAGAUGAACAAGGCUAUGGAUAAGGCCAGACAACUUACUAGCAAUGCAUUGGCAAUUAUCAAGGAAGCGACGAACUUUUUCUCGACGUUGAAGCUUUCGAACUUUAACCGACGUCGGUUGCUGGAGGAGGAGAAGGAGGAAGUGUUUGUUGAUGAUGAUGGUUAUCCUUCUUGGGUUGCAGAAGGGGAUAGGAGGAUGUUGAGGUCGUAUAGUUGGAAGAAGCCUACACCUAAUGUGACUGUGGCCAAAGAUGGAAGUGGUGAUUUCUUGAACAUCACUGAUGCACUUAAUGCUAUGCCAAAGAAAUAUGAAGGAAGGUAUGUGAUAUAUGUGAAGGAAGGAGUGUAUGAAGAGACAGUGAAUGUGACGAAGAAGAUGGUGAACGUGACCAUGUAUGGAGAUGGUGGUAAGAAAACCAUCAUCACUGGGAGCAAGAACUUUGUUGAUGGAACCAGAACAUUCAAAACAGCUACAUUUGUUGCCUCCGGCGCCGGCUUCAUGGCAGUGAGUCUAUGCUUCCGCAACACCGCCGGCGCGGCCAAACACCAAGCCGUCGCUCUCCGCGUCCAAUCCGACCAAUCCAUCUUCCUCUACUGCCGCAUGGAAGGCUACCAAGACACUCUCUACGCUCAAACCCACCGCCAGUUCUACCGCGGCUGUGUCAUCUCCGGCACCAUCGACUUCAUCUUCGGCGACGCCGCCGCCGUCAUCCAAAACAGCGUCAUCGUCGUCCGCCGCCCUCUCUCCAACCAACAAAACAUCGUCACCGCCAACGGCCGCAUUGAUCCUCAUGAAACCACCGGCUUCGUCCUCCACAACUGCCGCAUCAUCCCUGACCACACACUCACCUCCUUCAACAUCUCCAUCAACAGCUACCUUGGCCGUCCAUGGAAACAGUACUCUAAGACCAUUAUCAUGGAGUCUCGCAUUGGUAGUUUCAUCCACCCUGAUGGUUAUACUCCAUGGAAUGGUGACUUUGCUUUGAAUACUUUGUUCUAUGCUGAGUAUAAUAACACUGGGGAGGGUUCUAAUGUUACCAAGAGAGUGCCAUGGCUCGGUUUUAAGGUCAUUUCCAGGUCGGCGGCGAAGGGGUUCACGGUGGCUAAUUUCUUGCAGGGAAGGGAUUGGAUUAAGCGAUCUGAAGUUCCUGUUCGUUUUGGUCUUUUUCAUUAG